Molecule: messenger RNA, 1399 nt
Organism: Gastrolobium bilobum
Lineage: Eukaryota; Viridiplantae; Streptophyta; Magnoliopsida; Fabales; Fabaceae
Product: 1-aminocyclopropane-1-carboxylate oxidase homolog 1-like
Exons: 3
Coding region: 181-1305 (374 amino acids)
Source: RefSeq, a predicted model, not a curated record
AAUAUGCUUUUGGCCGGUUGAUCCACAUGCUUGGUGGUUGCAUCCACGUUUUCUUAAUUAUAUGAUUCUUUCUUUCCCUUGGGUCAUUUGGGUUUGUAUUCUCUCCUACUCUCACUUUCUUUAGAUUUCAAUUUCAAUACCCAGUGCUUUGAUUAUACACUUUUUUGUGUUAGAGGAAUUAUGGAGGUCAAAAGCACAAACCAGAUAGAGGCAGGCACUGAUUCCAAUUAUGACAGAAAAGCUGAGAUAAAAGCAUUUGAUGAUUCAAAAGCUGGUGUUAAAGGUAUUGUAGAUUCUGGGGUGAAAAAGAUCCCACGCAUGUUCCAUUCUGGCAAGUUUGUAGACACCACUGAAAACUCAACCAGUGAUUCCAUGUUGAGUGUUCCCAUCAUAGACCUCAGAGACAUACACAACAGUCAAGCUCUACAUACAGAAGUUGUUACCAAAAUUCAAAGUGCAUGCCACGAGUGGGGAUUUUUCCAAGUGAUUAAUCAUGGAAUUCCAAUCAGCGUUAUGGAUGAGAUGGUUGAUGGAAUCCGUAGGUUUCAUGAACAAGAUGCUGAUGUUAGGAAACAAUUUUACACUCGAGAUUUAAAAAGUAAAAUCAUAUAUAAUUCCAAUACUAGUCUGUUCCGAGACAAAUAUGCUAACUGGAGAGAUACAAUUGGAUGUUCUAUGGCUCCUUAUCCACCCAAACCUGAAGAAUUGCCUGCAGUAUUUAGAGACAUUAUGAUUGAAUAUUCGGAGAAAAUAAUGUUACUGGGUUGUACAAUUUUUGAGUUAUUGUCAGAUGCUCUUGGCCUUCAUCCAUCUUACCUCAAAGAAUUGAAUUGUGCUAAAGGACUUUUUAAUCAGGGUCAUUACUACCCACCAUGCCCUGAACCUGAAUUAACUAUGGGCACGUCCAAGCACACUGAUAGUGACUUCAUGACAAUAGUUCUACAAGACCAACUGGGUGGUCUUCAAGUUCUUCAUAAGGAUCAAUGGUUUAAUGUUCCUCCUGUGCAUGGAGCUCUUGUUGUAAACAUAGGAGAUCUUCUACAACUUAUAACAAAUGACAGUUUCGUUAGUGUUUAUCAUCGGGUCUUAUCAAGUCAUAGAGGGCCAAGAGUUUCAGUAGCUAGCUUCUUUGUAAAUUCUCGUGAUCCAGAUGAAGUUACACCAAAGGUUUAUGGUCCAAUUAAGGAAUUGUUAUCAGAAGAAAACCCACCAAUCUAUAGGGACACUACCAUAAUUGAUUUCAUGGCACAUCAUUUUGCAAAAGGGCUUGAUGGGAACUCUGCCUUGCAGCCUUUCAGGUUGUGAAAAGAACAAAUUUCGACACCAAAAAAACUUGAUACAAACUUAUGCACUCUUGAGUCUUGAUUCUCGUGGAGCUUGCUGUAAUGUUAUUAUUACU